This is a messenger RNA of Gloeophyllum trabeum ATCC 11539, 1119 nucleotides long. RefSeq lists its product as uncharacterized. NCBI's taxonomy places the organism in Eukaryota, Fungi, Basidiomycota, Agaricomycetes, Gloeophyllales, Gloeophyllaceae. The transcript has 3 exons. The record is from RefSeq and is a predicted model, not a curated record. The annotation marks the transcript as partial.
CUGCAGUAUAAGAAAGAGCUCAUUGUUGCGGGGAUGGACGAUGGCCCCACCAAGACCCUCAGCAUCGCCAGUCGACUGGAGAAGCUACGCGCGCACCAGAAAGCAUGGAGUGAACUAAAGUGGACAGAGGAAACUUGGGUGUCCGUGGUACUGUCAAGGCACUGGGAGCUGUACGCUGGAGUCUGGUCAGCGGGAAGAGCGAACCAUCGGGGAAUGGGUUUCAUGCAGCUGCCCUCGCGUCUCCGCGACAUCCCCAUGAGACAGUGGGACAUAACAGACAUAGGCUUCCUGAUCCGUGACUUCACCCUGGACCCGUCGCAGAACCUACUCGUCCUGAUUGAGAUGCCUACGCCUGAUCCGCAUGGCGACUUCCCGCCUUGCCGCAUACACCUGCGCACAAUGGAUACCGGCCUACCUCAUCCUUUGGCGCAUUCUCCCCUCCUGCUGCAUAAACCGUAUCUUUUCGAUUCUGCAUGGCGGUACAUCAUUCAGGUGACGGACGUGCACCUCGGCGUCAUGUUCAGGUGCCCAGAAGGGGAAGAAGGGACUGAACACGAACUUGUCGUCUGGAACUGGCGAAGCGGUGAAAUUAAGAUGACACGACCCGGAAUCGAGAUGGAAUCGUUCGCGUUCCUCACAGACAAACUGAUAAUGAUUAGCAUGCUUACGUUCCGUCAAGACCUGCCGACCAUCGUCUGCCUGAAGCCAGUCCUCUGCAUCACUGACUUCACCCGAUACAGCUCGAGCUACCGCGGCGACGCGGGGCGUCAUUCCUGCGAGCUCGGACUACCCGAGCUAAUCCCGGGCGUAUUUCCGAGCAACAUGCUCAUUCGAGCCGACCCAGGACCGUCAUACAGCCCUGAUGAGGCCUGCGAAGUGCCCUUCCACGUCGGCAGCCAGAACAGAAUCUUUGUCGUGACUUUUACCGCUUCCAGCCGGCGCGUGCACGCGCCUGUGACGCUCUUCAUCCCCCUCCAGACGCUCCUCGACAAGUACGAGGCCGGCGGCACCGAGAUCGAGUGGGAGCAGUGGGGGCCGGCAGGCACGCGCAUCCUCGGCUCACUGCGGACGUCGCCAAACUGGGUGUGCUACGUCUAUGGCUCGAAGUUCGUGCACCGC